UAUCGAUACGACUUUUUCAACUUCUGCCCAACACUCGGCCAUUUUGGUCAAAGUCACCUCAGUGUAAAGUUCUUGUUUUGUUCUUAAAUUCCGUAAACGAGUCCCUAAUACAACUUCAAAAUGGUUAGGGAGAACAAGGCAGCAUGGAAGGCUCAAUACUUCAUCAAGGUUGUGGAACUCUUUGACGAGUUUCCAAAGUGUUUCAUUGUGGGCGCCGACAAUGUGGGCUCCAAGCAGAUGCAGAACAUCCGUACCAGCUUGAGAGGAUUGGCUGUGGUGUUGAUGGGAAAGAACACCAUGAUGAGGAAGGCUAUUCGUGGUCAUUUGGAGAACAAUCCACAAUUGGAGAAAUUGUUGCCCUAUAUUAAGGGCAAUGUUGGCUUCGUUUUCACCAAGGGCGAUUUGGCCGAGGUUCGUGACAAGCUGUUGGAAUCCAAAGUUCGUGCUCCAGCUCGUCCCGGUGCCAUUGCUCCAUUGAAUGUCAUCAUUCCGGCCCAGAACACCGGUCUGGGACCCGAGAAGACCAGUUUCUUCCAGGCUCUGUCCAUCCCCACUAAGAUUUCCAAGGGUACUAUUGAAAUCAUCAACGACGUGCCAAUUCUGAAGCCUGGCGACAAAGUGGGUGCCUCUGAGGCCACUCUGCUGAACAUGUUGAACAUCUCGCCCUUCUCGUACGGUUUGAUUGUUAACCAGGUCUACGAUUCUGGUUCCAUUUUCUCACCCGAGAUUUUGGACAUCAAGCCCGAGGAUUUGCGUGCCAAGUUCCAGCAAGGUGUUGCCAAUUUGGCUGCCGUUUGUUUGUCGGUGGGUUAUCCAACCAUCGCAUCGGCUCCACACAGCAUUGCCAACGGUUUCAAGAACCUGUUGGCCAUUGCUGCCACCACCGAGGUGGAGUUCAAGGAGGCAACCACCAUCAAGGAGUACAUCAAGGAUCCCAGCAAGUUUGCAGCUGCCGCAUCGACAACCGCUGCCCCAGCUGCUGGCGGUGCUGGCGACAAGAAGGAGGAAGCCAAGAAGGUCGAGUCCGAAUCCGAAGAGGAGGAUGAUGACAUGGGCUUUGGUCUUUUUGAUUAAACAGCUGCUUCUAGCAGUUUUCAUGAAAGUUCAUUUGGUUCGAAUGCAAAUUAUUGUCGCGGUUUGACAAUCCCAAUGGCAAGUUGCAUUAACGAACAAUAAAAAUAACUGAACAAAAGUAAAAAAAAAAAA
Molecule: messenger RNA, 1206 nt
Organism: Drosophila willistoni
Lineage: Eukaryota; Metazoa; Arthropoda; Insecta; Diptera; Drosophilidae
Gene: RpLP0
Product: 60S acidic ribosomal protein P0
Exons: 3
Coding region: 121-1074 (317 amino acids)
Biological process (GO): ribosome biogenesis; cytoplasmic translation; ribosomal large subunit assembly
Cellular component (GO): cytosolic large ribosomal subunit
Molecular function (GO): structural constituent of ribosome; large ribosomal subunit rRNA binding
Source: RefSeq, a predicted model, not a curated record